UUGCGUACGGAGGUGCGGCUGCUUUGCCCAUACGUUGAGGGCUGGGGUUUUAGUACGUCCGCAUCUUUGCUUUGGGUCGGUGUCUCCGCGUUGCUUUCACCUUUUCAGAGGUUCAGGUCUUUCUAGAAGAAGAUUUUAUUGGGAGGUAAAGGUCAAUGCAGAGCUGUAGUGUAAGAUGCCUUAUGGUGAAAUUUCUGAAGCUAAAUCCUUGGGAAAUGGGGAAGAACUAACAAGUGAACCAUGCUAUAAAAAACUGAAGUCAACUGAAGAGGCUUAUGUUUUCUCCCAUCAGGGUAGUGCUAAUGUUCACAGAAUCCAGCAGAAAACUGGAAAUGAUUGGGUCCCUGUGACCACCAUUGAUGUCAGAGGACGUAGUCAUCCUCAGAAGGACAAAACCAAAACUACAGAUUUGCUGAAACCUGUGCAUGAUGAGAUACCUGAUAAUAGAUCAGAUGUUAUUGAAUCUGUUAAUUCACAAGUCUUACAAGAUACAAGUCCCACAUUGGUAUCCAAAGAUGAUGAGAUAUAUAGCACAAGUAAAGCAUUUAUAGGACCCAUUUACAAACCCCCUGAGAAAAAAAAGUGUAGUGAAAGGAGGAAUCAGGCAGACAAUAUCAACAGUGUAGAUGGCAAAGGAGGACAAGAAGAGAAGGAAAAAUUUAACUUCAAAAAAUCAGAAAUUGACAAUGAAUUAUUCCAGUUUUACAAAGAAAUUGAAGAGCUUGAAAAUGAAAAAGAUGAUUCGGAAGGCAGUUGUAAGGAAACCAAACCCUCAGAGGAACAACUUGGUACAUAUUAUCAGGGCCAUGAUAAUGAUCUGUUAAAGUCUGAAGAUGAAAAGAAAAGAGAUCUUAGUAAUGCUCUUCAGUCACAUUGUGGUUAUCAGCAAUAUUUAGGGAAUGAGCCAGGCAAAUAUCCUUGUAAUGGGCAAGUAAUACCUGCAUUUUGUGAUGAUUCGUUUACUUCCUUUGGGCCUGAGUGGCAGUCAGUGCAUUCUUUUGUAGUACCCCAAGGUCCUCCUCUUCCCAGUUUUAAUUAUCAUUUAAAUAUUCAAAGAUUUAAUGCUCCACCAAAUCCACCAUCAAAUAUUUUCCAUGCCCAAGAUGGCUUUCUGAUGCGAAAUGGAUAUUAUGUAAAUGAUUGUCGUGUUGACUGGAAUUGUUUGACUUUUGAUGAGAACAAUGAAUAUACUGACUAUAGUGAGAAUAUCAGUAAUGUUCAUCCCUCUAGAAAUGGCUACAGUGUGCAAGAUGGAUAUGUGAGUAAUGGUUUCUGUGAAACCAGUGAAGGAUGCUGGAAAGAUCCUUCUAUGGACAAGCAUAAUGGAACAGACAGGUUUAUGAACCAGCAGUUUCAAGAGGAAAAAUUAAAUAAAUUGCAGAAGUUACUUAUUCUUUUAAGAGGCUUGCCUGGUUCAGGGAAAACAACGUUGUCUCGAAUUCUGCUUGGUCAGAGUCGUGAUGGCAUUGUGUUCAGCACUGAUGACUAUUUUCACCAUCAAGAUGGGUACAGGUAUAAUGUUAAUCAACUUGGUGAUGCCCAUGACUGGAACCAGAACAGAGCAAAACAAGCUAUCAAUCAGGGGAGAUCUCCAGUUAUAAUAGACAACACUAAUACACAAGCUUGGGAAAUGAAACCAUAUGUGGAAAUGGCCAUAGGAAAAGGAUACAGAGUAGAGUUUCAUGAACCUGAAACUUGGUGGAAAUUUGAUCCAGAAGAAUUAGAAAAGAGGAAUAAGCAUGGUGUGUCUCGACAGAAGAUUGCUCAGAUGUUGGAUCGUUAUGAAUAUCAAAUGUCCAUCUCUAUUGUAAUGAAUUCAGUGGAACCACCACACAAAAGCACACAAAGACCUCCUCCUUCACAGGGGAGACAGAGAGAAAGAGAUUUGAAGAAAACUGGGUACAGGUUCAACAAAACCAAACAGAAGAGAAACAGAAAAAGAAAUAAAACGCAGAGCAGUCACAGUAAAAUUAUGGAGGAAAACUCAUUUGAAACCUUAAGUUAUCUUACGCCAGGAGAUCAGGACCCAUCUCAGAGUGAAGAGGAAGACUUAGAAAAGACCAAAAGAGAAUCAGGGUGUACCUUCACUGGUGGUCUGGGAAACGAACUAGGAGAUAUAGUGAAUGGCCAUAAAGAUGAAAGACAGAAAAAUAUAAGUCGUGACGACAGUUUUCCAAAUGUUACAUCUGUAGUUGAAUUGAACAAUACACCAAAGAAUUACCUCCCUAAGGAAGAUGAUGACUUGUUUCUAAGUUUGUCAUUGAUGCCAAAUGAAAACUCUAUUAUUUGUCCAACAAUGACUCAAAAUCUUUCCUGUGAAGCAAGUGAUGACUGCUCUAGUAUGCAGGUAGAAAAGCAUAUUGGAAAUAGGCACACCAUGGCAUUACACAUCCAGGAGCAAUUUGCUGAAACCCCCUGCUCAUUUCUGCAGAAGAGAGAGAUGGUAGAUAAAAGUGUCCCUAAUGAAACAAUUCUGUGCCGUCAAUAUGGAUCUAGAACUUCAGAUAAAGUCUUAAGAAAGGAACAAGGAGUAAAUACAACUACAAACAAUCAUUGGGCUUUUUUCUCAAACAAUUUAUCUGAUGAAGAAUUACAGCUGCGUUCUGAUAGACAACCCUAUUUUGGUACCUGGCCUGAGGGACCUCAUAAGUUUAUAUGUGAACAGAGACCAAAGAAAGAUAGAAGGCGAAAACUGGCCAGUUCUGAUAGCAGGGGGCAAUUGAUUAAAUUGAUCUCCACUUCGGAAGGAGCAUUAGGACCAGGAAGCAGUCCAGAAACAUUGAUAGAGGAGAAGCUAUUGAUAGAAAAUGAAGAUUUGUCACCUCCAACUGAGAAUGUAGAUUCACUUGUAGAAACAGAAACAAAUACCUUCAAAAGCUCCUUACUUAACCUGGAUAUCCCAAAGAGUGCCUUACACUCAACAAAGAAUAAGAAAAGGAGGCAGAAAAAGAUUUUCAAUUUGGCACCAAACUUUAACCUACUGGGACAGACUCAUAUUGGUGUAAAAGAAUGGGGGAAAUGUGGCUUGUUAACAGAAAGUCAUGGACUAAAAAUUAUUUUGGAAGAAGAAAAAGAUAGAAUUUUAGAAGUAAAUAAUGAAGAGGAGAAUAAGCAAAAACUUAAGACCCUCAAUCAUCAUCCAUCAUGGAUUUACUUUGAUAUUAUCAAAGAUCCUCCUCUAAAUGUUGGUGGACAGUUUUAUUCUCAUUACCUGCCAUUUAAUGGACUAAGGCAUUCUGUGUAUUUUUACAGAAACCCUGUUCCUUCUCUUAUGCUACAAUAUACAUCUAGCUUUUGGAAGGUAUCUUUUACAAGCAGGAAGCCGUUUUUGACUUUCAAAUCUCCGACAAGAGUAGAUAACCAAGUAAAUGAUGUAGGGCUUACUUCUUCAGAAAUUUUCAGUAGCCAACCUGAUACUUUGUCUUCUUUUAGAGUCACUUCUGAUCUUCACUUUUUAAAUCAAAGGUUUGAUGAAAAGCCGAAGAUAUGGGAAGAAAAGUCGUUACAGUUCUUACAAACUGUGGAUAACCAGGAUUUAACAAGCUCUGACUCUGAUUCCCUUGAGCUACCAUUAUCACAACGAUUUGCCUCUCAACUAGUAAAGCUUUUUGGAUCUCUUGGAGUGCCAGUGGAAUCUUUGUUGCCUGAUGACUGUGUGGUUCUCCUUGCCUGGAUGACACUGAAGAUGAUCUAUUUGCAAUGGAAGACAUCAGUGGAGAAAAGACAGAAGAAGAUUGGUUAAAAAAUGAGAAUUCCUUGGACUUUGAAUUCUCCCGUCUUCCUGGUGCUGUUGAAGAUCCUGAUCAUCAAGAAAGAGUGCUCAGUGCUGGCUCAAAGGAUUAUUUCCAGCAGCAUACUCACUGGAUAUCAAAAUUGUCUUGGAUAAUCUGUCAACCAUUCUUGAUUAGUUAUCUGAAUAAUAAAAACUGAACAAAAGAGGUAAAAA
Messenger RNA from Equus quagga, 3946 nucleotides. RefSeq names its product NEDD4 binding protein 2 like 2 (gene N4BP2L2). Gene Ontology annotation, biological process: negative regulation of transcription by RNA polymerase II. Gene Ontology annotation, molecular function: transcription corepressor activity. The record is from RefSeq and is a predicted model, not a curated record. Bases 176 to 3742 code for a protein of 1188 amino acids. Gene Ontology annotation, cellular component: nucleus. NCBI's taxonomy places the organism in Eukaryota, Metazoa, Chordata, Mammalia, Perissodactyla, Equidae. The transcript has 10 exons.